AUGAAUAGUGCCUUCUCAGAGGAGGCACGCGAGGCUGGCGAGUCCUUGUGCGAAAGACUCCUUUCAUACUGGGCGGAACACGAAGCCUACGACAAGGUCGCGACUAUGGAAUAUGUCGACGAAGUAGUGGAUUAUAUCGAUACCAAGGAGGAAGUCAUUCAGUUAGCUCUCGCUGCCUUGGACGAUACACUACCUCAAGUCCACGACCCCAUUUCACAAGUUGACGUAGGGACUGCAGAAAAGCCCUUACUUAUUUCCAUUAGUGUUAAGCUGGCGGAGAACGAAAAGGAAGACCUUCUUGCCCUAUUACGCGAGUACAGGGAUUGGUUCGCCGAAAAGUACGAGGAUAUGCCUGGCUUGUCCCCGGAUUUGGUCUGCCACCGGUUGCCAACUUAUCUAGACCGACGUCCAGUACGGCAAGAUGGCCGAUUCAUGCGAACUAAGACUCAGAUCGUAGUCAAGGAAGAGAUCGAAAACAUGCACCGAUCGGGUAUCAUUCACGUGGUAAAGUAUAACGAGUGGCUAUCCAACGUUGUCCCCCUUCGCAAGAAAAAUGGCAAGAUGCGUGUCUGUGUUGAUUACCGCGACCUCAACAACGCAACGCCCAAGGAUAUAUACCCUAUGCCUGUAGCUGACCUCCUCAUUGACGCAGUCGCGAGGCAUGAAGUGCUGUCCUUCAUGGACGGAACAGUCGGAUACCACCAGAUUCCCGUCGCUGAAGAAGAUCGACACAAGACGGCUUUCCGUUGCCCCGGUUUUACCGGCGCGUUCGAGUAUGUUGUCAUGCAUUUCAGACUUAAAAACGCAGGGGCAACAUACCAGUGCGCCAUGAAUCUCAUCUUUCAUGACAUCUUGGGGAAGCUGAUUGAAGUCUAUAUCGAUGACGUGGUAGUUAAAACCAAGACACGCGCAACCCAUGUUGAGGACCUGCGACAGGUGUUUACACGGAUGCGCUUACACAACCUGAAGAUGAACCCCGCCAAGUGUGUAUUCUUCGCAGAAGCCGACGACUUCCUAGGUUUUCUCAUCCAUCAAAGGGGCAUCGAAAUCCCAAAGGACAAGGCGCAGGCGGUAAUAACCACCUCACCCCCCACCACCAAGAAGGAGCUUCAACAGUUGCUUGGUAAAAGGACAGGCCAUAGAAGACUUUCUCGCUCAUCACCCCCUUCAGAGCUCACGACGUUUCACGAGUUGGAGUUCGCUGCUGUGGCACUCGCUCCGUGGACCCUAUACUUUGAUUGGUCACGCACCGAUACCGCAGCCGGAGCCGGGAUAACCAUAGAAAAUCCCGUCGAGGAUCGCUUCUCCUACUCGUUCCAGCUUGAUUUCAACUGUACAAACAACCAGGCCGAAUACGAGGCGCUCAUCAUCAGAUUGGAAAUUUUGUUGGACUUAGGAGUCCGCGAAGUACAGGUCUUUGGCGAUUCCCUGUUGGUUGUCAACCAACUAGUGGAGAAUUUCAAGUGCUUAAGCUCGUCCAUUGAACCAUACCUGCGCAAGGCAUUCGACGUGUUGGAUCAAUUCAACGAUGUCUACAUCGAACACAUACCAUGCGAGUUCAACUUUGCCACCAACGAGCUUACCCAAGUAGCGUCCGGCCUUAGCCUGCGCAAUGGAGUGCGCGAACGUUUGCUCAAAGUUGACCGACGUACCCAUCCCUCUUUCAUCGCUAGGGAGCAAUUUCAGGCCAACACCCCCGAGGUCACGAUCUUAGACCCUAUUGACGAGGAUUGGCGGCUACCAUUUAUCGCCUACCUCCAGAAUCCCAAUGACGCCGCUCACUCUAGUCAGAUACGUUUCCUCGCCUUAAACUUUGUUUUAUGCAACGGCGAACUCCGUAGGCGUGGAGAAGACGGAAACGACUUCCGCUGCGUGUAUGGGAAUGACGCUAAGCGUCUCAUACGCGAAGUACAUUGUGGGGUUUGCGGUUUGCACCAGGCAGGACCAAAAAUGCGUUGGUUAAUCCGCAGCCAUGGGUACUACUGGCUGACCAUUUUAAAAGAUUGCAUUGCCUUUGCCAAGGGUUGCCAAGACUUCCAGGCUCACGGACCAGUGCAACACAUCCCCAACAUUUCGUUGCAACCUAUCAUUAAACCUUGGCCGGGUCGCGGAUGGGCGAUAGAUUUUGUUGGCAUUAUUCAUCCACAUUCUUCUGAGCAGCAUAAGUUCAUUAUCGUCGCCACCGACUUCUUUACCAAAUGGGUUGAGGCCGAACCACUCAAGUUGCCUUCGCCAACUCGGGGGGCAGCUUUCGUGGCUGAUUCGGUCAUCAAAUACUUAAACGACUAUGACAUCAAGCUCCUCCACUCUACGCCAUAUUAUGCGCAGUCCAACGGCCAGGUUGAGGCCAGUAAUAAGGUCAUACUUGGCAUUCUCCGAAAGAUGCUGGAGUUGAACCCGCGCGUCUGGCAUAAGGAACUUUACCACACCUUGUGGGCUUACUGCACUUCAAAGCGCGGCCCGACGGACACUACCCCGUAUGCUCUUAUGUAUGGUCAUGAUGCCGUCCUUCCCAUCGAGAUCAAUAUUGCUUCGCUCCACGUACAGGAACAAUACCAACUACUUGGCGAAGAUUACGUCCAAGCUAUGUGGCAAGAACUUGAAGAUCAAAAUGAACACCGCGUCACCGCUUUCAACAAUCUCAUCCUCGAGAAAUAG
This is a messenger RNA of Fragaria vesca subsp. vesca, 2658 nucleotides long. RefSeq lists its product as uncharacterized. Gene Ontology annotation, molecular function: RNA-DNA hybrid ribonuclease activity; nucleic acid binding. Lineage: Eukaryota; Viridiplantae; Streptophyta; Magnoliopsida; Rosales; Rosaceae. The record is from RefSeq and is a predicted model, not a curated record. The transcript has 3 exons. Gene Ontology annotation, biological process: DNA integration. The coding region runs from base 1 to 2658 and encodes 885 amino acids.